This is a messenger RNA of Hypomesus transpacificus, 3740 nucleotides long. It is a transcript of the gene cnr1, whose product is annotated as cannabinoid receptor 1. NCBI's taxonomy places the organism in Eukaryota, Metazoa, Chordata, Actinopteri, Osmeriformes, Osmeridae. Gene Ontology annotation, biological process: G protein-coupled receptor signaling pathway. The coding region runs from base 377 to 1771 and encodes 464 amino acids. The transcript is spliced from 2 exons. The record is from RefSeq and is a predicted model, not a curated record. Gene Ontology annotation, molecular function: cannabinoid receptor activity. Gene Ontology annotation, cellular component: membrane.
CGCCAGCAGCCUGAUAUGAGGAGGUGCGCAUCAAGAGGGGUCAAGAAACAAAGAACUGAAAGAGCUGAAACGUAUAUAACAUACUAUCAGUAAAAGACACAAUACAAUUAUUUUAGAAACUCUAAACACUUUAUGAAGUGUGUUUGUUGGUUUCACCUUUUUUGAGAUUGUUGUAUUCAGGUGUGCGCUCUCAGAUUGGAUUUUUGUUGGGAUACAAUUGAUUCUCCGAACCUGGUCGAAUAAUAUGAAGACGCUUCCUCUGGGUCCUUACUCAUUCAACGCCAUGGCUUCAAAACCACCCACAAACAUUUCUGUUACCAUUUUGUAGGAGGACCAGGUCCCAUCUUAGAACACAGUGUUCAUCUUCUGCGCAGCCAUGAAGUCUGUGUUGGACGGUGUGGCAGACACCACCUUCCGGACAAUCACCUCAGGGCUCCAGUUCUUGGGCUCCAAUGACGCCAGCUACGACGAUCCCAUCAUCGAUGCUGAUUUCACUAAGAGUGGGAUCACGCUGCAGAAGCCUCUCUCGGCGUUUCGCAGUAAUUCCUUCCCAGACAAAGUGCCUGCAGAUGAGGAACUCAUCAGAGGCCUUCCGUUCUUCCCCACCAACGCCACAGACUUGUUUGGUAACAGGAGUGAGGGUGGUGGCAUUCAGUGUGGGGAGAACUUCAUGGACAUGGAGUGUUUCAUGAUCCUGACCCCCAGCCAGCAACUGGCCGUGGCCAUGAUGUCCCUAACUCUGGGCACCUUCACAGUGUUGGAGAACCUGGUGGUGCUGUGUGUUAUCCUGCAGUCUCGCACGUUGCGCUGCCGGCCUUCCUACCACUUCAUAGGCAGCCUGGCCGUGGCCGACCUGCUGGGCAGCGUCAUCUUCGUCUACAGCUUCCUGGACUUUCAUGUGUUCCAUAGGAAGGACAGUCCCAAUGUUUUUCUCUUCAAGCUGGGAGGGGUCAUCGCCUCCUUCACAGCCUCUGUAGGCAGUCUGUUUCUGACCGCGAUCGACCGCUACAUCUCCAUCCACAGGCCCCUGGCCUACAGGCGCAUCGUAACACGGACCAAGGCAGUCAUUGCCUUCUGCGUGAUGUGGACUAUAUCCAUCGUUAUCGCAGUGCUCCCUCUACUGGGAUGGAACUGUAAGCAGCUCAACUCGGUCUGCUCAGAUCUCUUCCCACUGAUCGAUAAGAAGUACCUGAUGUUCUGGAUCGGGGUGACGAGCGUGCUGGUCAUGUUCAUCAUCUACGCCUACAUGUAUAUCCUGUGGAAGGCUCACCACCAUGCCGUACGCAUGCUAAGUCGUACUUCCCAGAAGAGCCUGGUGGUUUACUCAGCGGACGGGACCAAGGUGCAGACCGCGCGGCCUGAGCAGGCCCGUAUGGACAUCCGCCUGGCCAAGACACUGGUGCUCAUCCUGGUAGUGCUGGUCAUCUGCUGGGGGCCCGUGCUGGCUAUCAUGGUUUAUGACCUCUUCUGGAGCAUGGACGACGACAUCAAGACUGUAUUUGCCUUCUGCAGCAUGCUCUGCCUGCUCAACUCUACCGUCAACCCAAUAAUUUAUGCCCUGAGGAGCAAGGACCUCAGGCAUGCCUUCCUCAGUUCCUGCCAGGCAUGCAGUGGCAGUACCCAACUGGACAAUAGCCUGGAGUCUGACUGCCAGAACCGGAAUGCACACAUCGCAGCCAAUAGAGCCGCAGAAAGCUGUGUGAAGACCACUGUGAAAAUAGCCAAAGUGACAAUGUCUGUGUCAACAGAGACUUCUGCAGAAGCUGUCUAAUUGGUCAUGGCCACAGUAAUAUAUUGUUCAAACUAAUUGUCAAUUGUUGUCACACAAUCAUGGCAUUAUCAAGCUCUUGUUAUCGAUAAUGAUAACAAGAGCUUUAACCAGAGAAACAUUCACUGUCAAGAUAUUGAAUUUGAUCUGAUUUUCAUUUAUACAUAAUUUUAUGAUUAUGAAGUGUGCCAGUACAUUGUGUUCCAGUGCCGAAGUGCCAAAUUGUUUGAUUCUAUGAUAAAGAAUUGAUGACUCAAAACGUCAAUUUCUCAGACACAGAUUGAGCGCUAAGUGUAAUUUAUUUUCCUUACAAUGAAGGAUCUCCAAUAAAGAAAAAUUUAGCUAGUCUGGGUCUGGGAAACAGGACCUUAAUGUGUUGCAACUAAUGUGUUAGAACUAACUAUCAAAGCCUACUAUCUACAACCUGUAGAUAUUAAUGGUGAAUUUAUGAAGAAUUAUUUUAUUUUUGUACUGUGAAUUCAGGUUCUGAAACAAUAUAUCCAUCCAUGGGAUAAGGGGCUACAGAAGUUUUUGAAUAGUCACAGUUUAUGUUGUCAUAAUCAGUGUUUCUCUAACCAAGUCCAUAGACUGGUGCCAGUCUGUUAAGAAACGGAUACAGAGUAGUUGUUGUACUUGUCAGGGCCAAAGAGGUAAACAUGGAAUUGAGCCAUGGCCAGGUCAAAACAAAAGCACCUAGAUACUAACUUCAAACCUGGCACAAAAAAAAACUUUGAGAAUCGCUGAUCUAGAUAUCAGUAUAUGUACCAGAAAAAAUAUAGAUUUUUUUUUCCAGGCUAUAUAUAUGAAAUGUGUUGUGUAAAGAUUCAUUGAACAUAAAAAUGACAAUAAAAUACUUUUGUGGUUUACUUUGAGACUUGUAUAGAUGGAUGCAUUGAAUGAAAGAUUGUUGUACCUUGAUUUUUUUUGGCACAGUACAGAAAUUGCAUAAAAAGUGGUUUUGAAAGUUAAGAGAAUCACAGAAAUCUAAAUGGGAACUUUAUCCAUAUUAACUUGACAGAACCAUUGCUAUUCUGAAUUUAAAAUGCUGAAAUUACAUUAUGGUUACUGUGAAUAAUAUGUUAAUUGAGCCAAAGUCUCAAUCCUUCUCUACAGAACUGGUAGAGCACAAAGAGAUCUUACUCACUGCAUCUCUCUAAUUUAUCUUGUUUCUUGCAGUGUGUUGAAUACAGUGAUAUGUCUUUGACGGAAAAAAUGUAUGUCUACCAAACAAUUGUACAGUGUUAAAAAAUGGUUUUGUACCUACUUCAAACCUAAAUAGUUCUUUUUCAGUGCCAAUAUAACAGGCCACCACUUGAACACUGUUCUUUAGAGCUGUACGUUUAACACUGCGGUGUGCUGGCCACACUAGAACUGUUAUAAAUGUGUGACAGUUUCAAUUUGCAUUCAUCAUGAAGUGGAUUUGAUUGAAUUCAGUAUAUUUGUGAUACCUUGUGACUUAAUAAAAACAUUUUCAAUCUUCACAUUUUAUUUCAAUGUUAAAGUAUUACAGUAAUUUUCUUUCCCAUUUGAGAAUAUGGGAUACAGAGGGGCAGGUGAACAUUAUAACUAUAGUUUCUGUUCUAAUGAUAAACCUGUUUAGAAUGGAAGGUGGAAUGGACAUUCUGACUGAUGCGAUGGAUCUUAUAUUGUGUAUGGAUUGUAUGGAAACCUUAUCCUCUUAAAAAUGUUGAUGAAAAUGUCAAUUUCAAUUACAUUAUAUAGGACUUUUAUUAAAGAAAGAUCACUCAGUUAGCACAAUUGUUAUAGACAUUUAUCGGUGUUAAAACUAUUCAGACAGCUGUUAACCAGUGCGCUUUGCUGCCUUUUGUAGUGUUGAGUGUUGAAGAUCAAAUCAUCUGUCAAGUGGCUUCUGUACUGUGGUGGCCUCUGAUAAGUUUGUGAAAAAAAAACAUGAAAUGAAACGUGUUUUUGGUAUCGCAAUGUACUGUUCCCAAGCUUUUAAUAAAGUCAA